Messenger RNA from Apaloderma vittatum (bar-tailed trogon), 5473 nucleotides. It is a transcript of the gene COL14A1, whose product is annotated as collagen, type XIV, alpha 1. NCBI's taxonomy places the organism in Eukaryota, Metazoa, Chordata, Aves, Trogoniformes, Trogonidae. The record is from RefSeq and is a predicted model, not a curated record. Gene Ontology annotation, cellular component: interstitial matrix. The transcript has 45 exons. The coding region runs from base 1 to 5064 and encodes 1687 amino acids. Gene Ontology annotation, molecular function: protein binding.
AUGGCCAUGUAUGGUGGUGUGGAAAAAUUAUUGAAAAAGACAUUUGCUAGAACUGAAUUGUACUUCCAGAAGCUGGAUUUCUUGUUCAUGGACCUUCUAAAAGUAACUUUGGAAGAGUGUGCUAAGUACAGAAGCCUGUUCACCUGCAAGACUCCUGCAAUUGCAGAUAUUGUGAUAUUGGUAGAUGGUUCUUGGAGUAUUGGUAGAUUCAAUUUCAGACUUGUUCGACUGUUCCUGGAAAAUCUGGUUUCUGCUUUCAAUGUGGGAUCUGAGAAAACAAGAGUAGGUCUUGCACAGUACAGCGGUGAUCCCCGAAUUGAAUGGCAUUUGAAUGCCUAUGGUACAAAAGAUGCGGUUUUGGAUGCAGUCCGUAAUCUGCCAUAUAAGGGAGGGAAUACAUUAACAGGUCUUGCCUUAACUUACAUUUUGGAAAACAGCUUUAAGCCUGAAGCGGGUGCAAGACCUGGAGUGUCUAAAAUCGGUAUACUGAUCACUGAUGGAAAAUCCCAAGAUGAUGUCAUCCCUCCUGCUAAAAACCUACGAGAUGCUGGCAUUGAGCUGUUUGCUAUUGGUGUAAAGAAUGCAGAUAUAAAUGAACUCAAAGAGAUUGCCUCUGAACCUGACAGCACACACGUCUACAACGUUGCGGACUUCAACUUCAUGCAUACCAUUGUUGAAGGUCUUACCAGAACAGUGUGCUCACGAGUAGAGGAACAGGAAAAGGAAAUCAAAGGAACAAUUGUUGCUUCACUUGGAGCUCCUUCAGAUUUGGUCACAUCUGAGGUAACAGCUAGAGGAUUCCGAGUCAGCUGGACCCAUGCACCAGGCAAAGUGGAAAAAUACAGGGUUGUGUACUAUCCCACUCGAGGAGGACAACCAGAAGAGGUUGUGGUAGAUGGAAGCUUAUCAACAGCAGUUCUGCAAAACCUGAUGUCUUUAACCGAAUACCAGAUAGCUGUAUUUGCUAUAUACUCAAAUGCUGCCAGUGAGGGCCUCCGUGGAACUGAAACUACACUUGCCUUGCCAAUGGCAUCGGAUCUGCAGUUGUACGAUGUGUCACAGAGCAGCAUGAGAGCCAAGUGGAAUGGAGUAGCGGGUGCCACAGGUUACAUGAUCCUGUAUGCUCCCCUCACAGAAGGAUUGGCAGCAGAUGAGAAGGAGAUGAAGAUUGGGGCGGCCUCAACGGAUCUUGAACUGGAUGGACUAUUGCCAAAUACGGAAUAUACAGUCACAGUAUAUGCCAUGUUUGGAGAAGAAGCUAGUGAUCCCCUUACAGGACAAGAAACUACAUUGCCUCUAAGUCCACCGGCAAACUUGAAAUUUUCUGAUGUUGGCCACAGUAGUGCCAAGUUAACAUGGGAUCCUGCUUCCAAAAAUGUAAACGGCUAUCGCAUCAUGUAUGUUAAAACAGAUGGAACAGAAACCAAUGAGGUGGAAGUUGGUCGUGUUUCAACCCACACUCUAAAAAGCCUGACAUCCCUUACAGAGUAUACGGUUGCUAUUUUCUCCCUUUAUGAUGAAGGACAAUCUGAACCACUUACUGGCAGCUUUACCACAAAAAGAGUUCCAGCUCCUCAGCAUUUGGAAAUUGAUGAAGCAUCAGUGGAUAGUUUUAGGGUCAGCUGGAAGCCCACCUCGUCAGAUACUGCUUUUUACAGAUUGGCAUGGAUUCCUUUGGAGGGGGGCGACUCUGAAGAGGUUGUCAUAAAUGGAGAUGCAGACAGUCACGUUAUUGAGGGUUUGUUGCCCAACACAGAAUAUGAAGUUUCUCUGCUGGCAGUUUUUGAUGAUGAAAGUGAAAGUGAAGUUGUUGCUAUUCUUGGAGCAACAGUUGCAAGGACUACCGCAAUACCUACCACGGUGACUACUACCAGUACCGCAACUUCUAAGCCUACCACAGCAGUUUUUCGAACAGGAAUCAGAAACCUUGUUAUAGAUGAUGAAACAACCUCAAGCCUGAGGGUGAUGUGGGACAUUUCAGAUUACAGCGUUCAGCAGUUCAGAGUGACCUAUCUCACUGCGGAAGGUGACCGUGCUGAGGAGGCGGUGAUGGUGCCUGGGAGACAAAACACGCUUCUGCUUCAGCCCCUGCUGUCUGAUACAGAAUACAAGGUUACCAUCACUCCCAUCUAUUCCGAUGGGGAAGGAGUCAGUGUCUCAGCCCCUGGCAAAACUCUACCCCUGUCUGCUCCUAGAAAUUUACGUGUCUCAGAUGAAUGGUACAACAGAUUACGUAUCAGUUGGGAUGCCCCGCCAUCACCAACAAUGGGUUACAGAAUUGUCUACAAACCUAUCAACAUUCCAGGUCCUGCGUUGGAGACCUUUGUAGGAGAUGAUAUUAAUACCAUUCUCAUCCUGAAUCUCUUCAGUGGAACAGAGUACAGUGUUAAAGUAUUUGCUUCAUACUCAACAGGCUUCAGUGAUGCCCUAAUAGGCAUAGCCAAAACCUUGUACCUGGGUGUGACAAAUUUGGAUUCCUAUCAAGUCCGCAUGACUAGUCUCUGUGCUCAGUGGCAGCUUCACAGACAUGCUACUGCAUACAGGGUAGUUAUAGAAUCGCUUGUGGAUGGGAAAAAGCGAGAAGUAAAUCUCAGUGGAGGAACCCCUAGGCAUUGUUUCUUUGAGCUGAUGCCUGGAACUGAAUAUAAAAUCAGUGUUCAUACACAGCUUCAGGAGAUAGAGGGCCCUGCUGUAAGCAUCAUGGAGACAACACUGCCGUUUCCAACUCAACCGCCAACAACACCUUCAACACCACCUCCCCCGCCUACAAUCCCUCCUGCAAAAGAGGUGUGCAAAGCAGCCAAAGCUGACCUAGCAUUCCUGGUGGAUGGGUCAUGGAGUAUUGGAGAUGACAAUUUCAAUAAAAUCAUUAGCUUUCUCUAUAGCACUGUUGGAGCUUUGGAUAAGAUUGGUCCUGAUGGAACACAGGUGGCAAUAAUUCAGUUCAGUGAUGAUCCUAGGACAGAAUUUAAAUUGAAUGCGUACAAAACAAAAGAGACUCUUCUUGAAGCUAUUCAGCAAAUAGCCUACAAAGGAGGAAAUACAAAAACAGGCAAAGCCAUUAAACAUGCAAGAGAAGUCUUGUUUACUGGAGAGGCAGGCAUGAGAAGGGGCAUUCCAAAGGUUUUGGUUGUCAUUACUGAUGGGCGAUCACAAGACGAUGUAAACAAAGUCUCCAGAGAAAUGCAACUAGAUGGUUUCAGCUUUUUUGCUAUUGGAGUAGCUGAUGCUGACUAUUCAGAAUUAGUUAACAUUGGCAGCAAGCCCAGUGAAAGACAUGUCUUCUUUGUGGAUGACUUUGAUGCCUUUACAAAGAUUGAAGAUGAGCUGAUCACUUUUGUUUGCGAAACUGCAUCAGCAACCUGCCCAUUGGUAGUUAAAGAUGGGAACAAUUUUGCAGGAUUUAAAAUGAUGGAAAUGUUUGGUUUGGUUGAAAAGGAGUUUUCAACUGUGGAAGGAGUUUCAAUGGAGCCUGGUACAUUUAAUGUUUACCCUUGCUACAGACUGCACAAGGAUGCUCUGGUAUCACAGCCUACCAAGUAUUUGCAUCCUGAAGGUCUCCCUUCUGAUUACACCAUUACAUUUCUGUUUCGGAUACUUCCCGACACACCUCAGGAGCCAUUUGCUCUUUGGGAGAUACUAAAUGAAGCAUAUGAACCACUGGUUGGAGUUAUUUUAGAUAAUGGUGGUAAAACUUUGACUUUCUUUAAUUAUGACUACAAAGGAGAUUUUCAAACUGUGACUUUUGAAGGCCCUGAAAUAAGGAAGAUAUUUUAUGGGAGUUUUCAUAAGUUGCAUGUUGUUAUCAGCAAGACUACAGCCAAAAUAAUUAUUGACUGCAAGCAAGUGAGUGAGAAGACCAUUAAUGCCGCAGGUAAUAUUAGUUCUGAUGGCAUAGAAGUGCUGGGGAGAAUGGUCAGAUCCAGAGGACCGAGAGACAACUCUGCACCAUUGCAGUUACAGAUGUUUGACAUUGUUUGUGCUACCUCAUGGGCCAAUCGAGACAAAUGCUGUGAGCUUCCUGGCUUGAGAGAUGAAGAAAAUUGCCCUGCCCUUCCUCAUGCUUGUUCCUGUUCAGAAGCCAAUAAGGGUCCGCUUGGACCUCCUGGACCACCGGGUGGUCCAGGUGUCAGGGGUGCCAAAGGCCAUCGUGGUGAUCCAGGUCCAAAGGGACCAGAUGGACCUCGAGGUGAAAUUGGUGUUCCUGGACCACAAGGACCUCCAGGACCACAAGGACCCAGUGGACUUUCUAUUCAAGGGCUUCCUGGGCCACCAGGUGAAAAGGGAGAGAAGGGAGAUCUUGGUUUUCCUGGCCUACAGGGUGUCCCAGGAGCAUCAGGUUCACCCGGAAGAGAUGGAGCACAAGGUCAAAGGGGCCUUCCUGGCAAAGAUGGACCCACAGGUCCACAAGGACCUCCUGGCCCAAUGGGCAUACCUGGUGCUCCAGGUGUUCCAGGUGUUACUGGAAGCCAGGGGCCACAAGGUGAUGUUGGAGCUCCUGGUCCUCCUGGAGCUAAGGGUGAAAGAGGUGAGCGGGGGGAUCUCCAGUCCCAAGCAAUGGUGCGUGCUGUUGCUCGUCAAGUGUGUGAGCAACUCAUCCAGGGUCAUAUGGCAAGAUAUAACUCAAUUCUGAACCAGAUUCCAAGCCAGUCUGUCUCAACACGAACCAUUGUAGGACCUCCUGGUGAGCCGGGUCGGCCAGGGUCGCCAGGGCCACAGGGUGAGCAAGGAUCACCAGGCAUGCAAGGAUUUCCAGGAAGCCCUGGUCAACCAGGAAGACCAGGAGAAAGAGGUUUACCAGGCGAGAAAGGAGAAAAAGGCAAUCCAGGGGUUGGAACACAAGGACCUCGAGGCCCACCAGGCUCUACAGGACCUCCAGGAGAGAGUCGAACUGGCAGCCCGGGACCACCAGGAUCUCCAGGCCCACGAGGUCCCGCCGGUCACACAGGACCCCCAGGCUCACAGGGUCCCUCAGGGCCGCCGGGCUACUGCGACCCCUCCUCCUGCGCUGGCUACGGCAUGGGAGGCCCAAUCCCUUACAAUGGCUACCAAGCCCGGAGGUGAAAGGCUCACUCUGGCUCGGGUCUCAUUUGGCGGAAGGUCAGAGACGGAUGCUGAACUGCUCUGUGCUUUCCAGCAACGAUAGUGACUACCACUAAUGAACUGACUAGCUGCUGUACAUGCACUUCGCUUCCUUGCGCUGCUAAAAAUUAUCGCCUGACCCAUUUUUGCCUGUUAAUUGUGUAUUAUAGACCGGAAUUGGAAUAAGCUAAGGCAGGCAGGUUGUGCAGUGUGUAUAUAUAUAAUGACUGGUAUUGCGACUGGGCAUUUGACAAAUUCUGGUGGUGGUUCCAACUAACUUGGCUGUCUGUUGGUGGGGUUCCAGUCGCUCCAGCUUACUCAUUUCUGUUAGAACUGUUUUCACUGUUCCUUUAUGUGAAUAAAAGAUGUGUAUUUAAAGAUUAUAUAUAUA